Molecule: messenger RNA, 3957 nt
Organism: Prorocentrum cordatum
Lineage: Eukaryota; Dinophyceae; Prorocentrales; Prorocentraceae
Source: the annotation of a GenBank genome assembly
AUGAGCUUCGAGGGCGCUCGAGAGGCGUGUGACUGCACGUCCGACGGCAGCUGGGAGUCCGAGAUCACCUUCUCCUCGUACCUUGAGGAUGAGUGCAACGGCGCCGCUCAUGGCGCAGUCUCGGACGAGCCGUCCACGCGAAUUCACGACUAUCCCUACUUGAACCAGACGCGUGCCGCCAGUGAGCUGGGCAGUCUCUGUGGAGCUCCAGUUCGUGUUGUUGGACGCCGUCUAGCUGAUCUCAGUACUUCUUCGCCCGCGUCGAGCGGGGCACUUGACAAUUUUGAUGCGAAAUCGUACGAUGAUAUCCUCUCACCACUGACCGCAGGGAACGGACGGCGCGACCUGCUGCCGUUGCCCUGCGUCGAUCUGACGAUCGAGGAGUUGAGCAUGAACGGCGUCGUGUUCGGCGAAUCGAAGCCAGUCGAUCCCUCCUUCGAGGACGACCUGAACGGCUGGCUGAAGCUCACCGCCCUGAGCCUGAACUUCCAGUACGCGCUGGGGGGCAAGCACCCGGGUCUCAAGAUGGCCCCCUGGAAGGUGAGGCACGGGCCCGCCAGCGCGGUGCAGCUGAAGGCCCUGAGGUUGCUGGCCAGGAGUGUGGGCACGUUUUUGUGCCAGUACGAGGGCUCCGUGGCGAACCUCGACUGGACCCAGGAGCUGAAGUCGUCGGCAGUGAGCUACACGGGCAUGGAGGUGUACCCAGCCGAGCAGCUGGACCGCGAGCGCCUCUUGCUCGCCCUGCCGCCGAAGGAGGCUUGCGGCUCGGUGCUGGCGACCGAGGUGAGCGAAGGAUGGAUAAGGAGCGUGCUGGAGCACCCGGAGUGGGUGAUGAAGAGCCCCGCGGAGCUGGGCGAGAUGCCCAAGACCCCGCGCGUCUGGGCCGAGGACGACGAGUGGGAGCUCAUCGCGGCCGAGCUCGUGAACAGGGGCAUCCUCGUCCCGAUCGAGGCCGACGAGAUCGUGAAGGUCAAGGGCCGUCGCGUGCUGGGCGGCCUCUUUGGUGUACGAAAGUCGGGACACGCCAAAGGCUCGGGGCCGCAGCGGCUGGUGAUGAACAUCAUCCCGAGCAACUGGAUGCAGGAGACGGUCCAGGGGGACAUGGGUCUCCUCCCGACGACAGACAAGUGGAAGAGCAUCAUCUUGAGGAGCGGCGAGGUGAUGAUGAGCUCGUCGGAGGACCUCAAGUGCUGCUUCUACGUGUACCGGUUGCCCGCGGUGUGGCACAAGUACAUGGCGCUCUCCAAGAAGGUGAGCAGGUCCUGCAUCGGUCUCGACGGGACCGGCGAGGUGCACGUGGCCGCGGCCGUGAUCCCGAUGGGCUGGGUGUCGGCGACAGGCAUCAUCCAGCACAUCCACCGGCGGUUGCUUCGUGAGUGGCUGGAGGGAGUGCCUCCGCUGCCUGAGGAUCGUGAAUUGCGGCGUGACCUUCCUCUACCUCCACAUCGCGAGAGGGGCUCGGUGACGAAGAUGAUGCCGAGGAGCGAGGCCAUCGCGAACUACGAGAGUCACCUGCGCGACUCGCCCGAUCUGCUGGCCUGCUUGCCCGAGCUCUCGGGCUGUCGCCUCCUGUGCCACUGCAGGCGAGGGCAGCGCUGCCACGGGGACGUGCUGGUCAAGGUGUGGUCGGAGACGGUGCCGAAGGCGACGAGCGGAGUAGACGCGCUCAUGCCGGAGGGUGCUGGUACGGCUUGCUGGGUAGUGUGGCAGGUGUACAUCGACAACCUUGACGUGCUGGAGGUUACCGACGAGGUCUCCGCGGCGGCGCUGAAGGCACAGGGCCCCCCCGAGGUGGUGCAGCUGGCUUGCGAGAGGUACGCGCAGCGGGGCGUGCCCAGGAGCGAGGAUAAGGCAGUGUGCCGCGAGCCUGUCAGUCAGGCCUUGGGCGAGCUCGUUGACGGCACGAGGGGCGUGAUCAGCCCGCCCCUGGAGUUCGUGUACCGCCUGCUGGGCCUCACCUUCGCCACGCUAGAUCGGAGUGUGCUGACUCAGACUUGGCUGCAGGUGGUGGCGGGCCGCUGGGUGCGAGCGAUGAUGUUCAGGCGCGAGACGAUGUCCGUGUUCGACGACCUGUGGCGUGCCGUGGUGCGCUGGAGAGGCGAGCGCAGGUUGCCCGCUCCCGUUCAGAGGGAGCUGCUGCUGGCCGUGGGGCUCCUGCCGCUCAUGAGGUGCGACCUCAGGACGCCCGUGAGCGGGCUCGUCACCGUGUCCGACGCCAGCAUGCGCAAGGGGGCGGUGUGCCGGGCUGUGCGCCUGCUCCCACACGGCGUUGAGGCAGCCAAGGCUUCUCGCAGGCGCCAGGUGGGGCGGCUGCAGGACGAGGGCGCGCUGCUGUCGCUCUUCGACGGGAUCGGAGGUGGAAGGCGGGCCCUCGACAUGCUGGGGCUGAGCGUGGCCGUGUAUGCCGCGUCGGAGACGGACCCAGAGGCCUGCCGCGUGGUGAAGUACGCGUGGCCGGACGUGGUGGAGCUGGGCGACGUCACAAAGCUGAGCGCGCAGGACACCGCCAAGAUCCGGGACAGGGCCCCGCACGUGCGCUGGGUUCUCCUGUUUGCUGGAGCUCCCUGCGUGGACCUCACCAGGCUGAGCGUCGACAGGCAAGGGCUGUCAGGAGCGAGGUCGGGCCUCUUCUACGAGAUCAAGCGGGUGAAGUCGCUGGUGAAGGAGGUGUUCUCCGUGGAGGUCGAGGUCUUCGACUUGAUCGAGAAUGUGUCCUCCAUGACGGCCGAGGAUCGCGACACGAUGUCAGAGCACAUGGGGCUGACCCCCGUGAUGAUCGACGCCGCCGACAUCUCACGCGUUCGCCGAGAGAGGCUCUACUGGUGUGACACCGACCUCAUGACGCCGUGGCAGGGCGAAGUCAGUGUGAAGAGCGAGGUGGUGAAAGUGACGAUCCCUGGAGGUCCAGGCCCGCUGGGCCGCUGGCUGCGCCCUGGGCGAGAGUGGUCAGGAGCCGAGGUUCCUGAGCAGCGGCUGCCCACCUUCGCGAGGUGCAUCCCGCGCGGGCGUGCCGGCGACAAGCCGAAAGGCCUGCACCAGUGCAGCGAGGCCGAGCUGGAGCGUUGGCGGAGGCACGACUUCUGCUACGCGCCGUACCAGUUUCGAGAUCCUCACUGUCUUCGAUGGCAAGGAGGUGCGCUGGAGCCUGCCGACUCCUUUGAGAGAGAGAUGUUGAUGGACUUUCCACCUGGGCACACGGCGACAGCGCGGGCCACAAGAUUCCGCAAGCUGGCUGAGCUCGAGGUGGUACGAUGCGCCCUGCUGGGCAACUCGUUCCAGUGCGGCGUGGUGGCCUGGAUAGUGGCGCACUGGGCUCACCGACACGGCUACCUGGACACGGUCCCCACGAUAGCGGAGGCGCGCGCGGUCGGAGGCGCCUUCGACGCUGCCGAGGGCCUGGUGCAGGUGGCCAAGGAGGGCGACGACAGCGGGGUCGUGAUCAGGGACCGUGGCCUCGAAGAGGCCGAGGCGCAGGCGGACCCAAGCAUUCAGAUCGUGGAGGAGCUGAUCCGGCGAGCUGAGGUGGGGGGCUCGGACGUGCGCCUCGACACGCUGGAGGUCAUGCGCCCUGACUUGUGGCCACGCCGCCCGAUCAGCGUGAGCCGCUGGACGUGGAAGACAGUGCUGGUCUGGAAGUGGAGGUGGAAGAGCCACAUCACGGCGCUGGAGGUGCUGAGCACGCUGGCAGGCCUUCGCUGGCGCUUCAGAGUGGGCCAUCACCUUGGCACGAGGUUCGCUCAUCUGAUGGAUUCGCAGGUUGGACUUGGUGUGAUAUCGCGGGGGCGCUCUUCCUCGCAUCUGCUCAACGCAGCCGUCAAGAGGAUCUCAGCUCUGGUCCUGGCGGCGUCGGCAAGACCGAUUUACGGGUACACCGAGACGGACAAGAACCCAGCCGACGACCCUUCGCGGGAAGGCGGCCCGUCAGGUGACAGCAAUGCCGAGGAAGCGUCGCAUUGA